AUGAAGUUCUUUACACUUCAUCUUGUACUGUUACUGGGUACCUUCCUAGGCCCAGUAGCCGCGUACGACAAACGCGGUACCAUUGAAAAUCUGGAUGGAAAGACCAGUGAUACACGAUCUGUUGCGCCGGGUUGCGCAGCAAAGAUGAUCGGAGAGGACCAAAAGGACGGAAAGUGUGACCUUAAGCAAUUUCUAAAGUACAUUUGGUACCCAAGAAUAGGCGCAGGGAAGUUUCCAAAAGAUCCGUCUGAUAAAAACUCGGAAAAGGUCACAAAGACGGUCUAUGGCAUAAACGGGAAAGACAUUCUAGAUGCCGAUGGCCAGCCAGCGAGCCUUGAGGUUGCUCUGAGCAAACGUAAAGAUUUGGACGAAUUCGCCCCUUCACUGGAUAAACUUUCGAAGCAGCAGAUCAACUGGGAGAACAAAGGCGCCCUAAUCAAGCUAUUCGGCAAUUUAUAUAAGGCUGGAUACACCGACGGUGCCGAUUCAGCGCGACUUGUUCGCGGCGCCACCAGCUACACCGAAGCUCGAAGCCAAGUUACGAAGUUUCUCCCCCAUAUCGCUUCCAAAUAUCCAAUGGUUGAGAAACUAAGCUCAAAGCCCAAAGAUUACAGAAAUGGGGCCAAAUUGGUUGAAGCAGCUCAAAACUGUGUCGAGUCCGCUUACAAGACACGACUCUGGGAUUACGAGACCUUCCGUAUCGGCCAAAACGGUCUCAAGAAGCGGCUUGAUACAAAACAUCCAGAGCUGAACGUCCAGAUCAAAACCAAAAAGAUCAAUACUGGUCUGGGAUUUCCUGAUUUUAACGCACUUGAUGCCGAUGCCACUCUUUCUGCCAAUCCAGAUUUGACUAAGGAUCAGUUAGUUACAGCUUGCAAGGAGCAACGCACUCGCGGUGGCACAGACAAGGAGCAUUGGACAGCCUUGCAAGCUGCGGUAGGCUCAGUCUAUAAUGGCCAGUGUGAGCGGGUCAAUGUCAAACUUUGA
Molecule: messenger RNA, 987 nt
Organism: Penicillium angulare
Lineage: Eukaryota; Fungi; Ascomycota; Eurotiomycetes; Eurotiales; Aspergillaceae
Exons: 2
Coding region: 1-987 (328 amino acids)
Source: RefSeq, a predicted model, not a curated record